Vicia faba (fava bean) is the source of this 387-nucleotide messenger RNA. The record is from the annotation of a GenBank genome assembly. NCBI's taxonomy places the organism in Eukaryota, Viridiplantae, Streptophyta, Magnoliopsida, Fabales, Fabaceae.
AUGGCAAAAGUAGAAGAUGAACCGACAUCAUCGAUUCAACAACAACAACAACAACCUUCAUCGUACAUAUUGCUGUUGAAUAUCAUGAGCAAAAGAAGAACAUGGGCAUGUCUUUUUUUCCUUGUUUACGGAACUGUUUUUGGGUUGCUUUCAAUGGUUGCUGCUUUGGUUGUUAUGGUUCCUGCGGUUUUGGUGACGUGGAUAACGGUGGUUGUUUUGUUGGCUUUUUUUGGAAAGCCUAGGAGGGUUUUGGUGGUUGAAGGGAGGAAGAUUACUGGUGAGAUUUUUAGUUUUGUUGUUAAGAUUUUGUUGACAGAAGGGAAUGUUGUUGCUGCUGUUUGUGCUGUUUUGGGGUAUUUUGUGUUGGUUAGAAGGAACAGUGAAUGA